UCGUCAAACUUCAACCAGUUCAGUUGAUUUUGCCGCCUAUAAUAGUAGUGCCCGAGCGAUUGUUAUUAUUUUCUUUAAGUUCUGUUAGAUAAAGUCGAAAGUAUUUCUCUGCAACAUAAAACGCUACUCAUCAUCCAUCGUAUUAUAAUAGUCACACAAGCAAAAUUAUAAAAGAUUUAGCUGUAGUUUUUCCUUAUUAAAAAGUCUUUGUCAAUUAUAACCUCUACAAUUCCGUAACUGGGAAAUAAAUAUUUUUCUAAGUAAUAUGGCUAAAGUUCAGCUUUGUAAUAUCACCGUGAUGGAUAAUCCCAGUCCUUUUCUGAAUCCAUUCCAAUUUGAAAUUACUUUUGAAUGCAUAGAGGAACUUAAAGAGGAUUUAGAAUGGAAAAUGAUUUACGUGGGCAGUGCAGAAAGUGAAGAACACGAUCAAAUAUUAGAUUCUGUAUAUGUAGGACCUAUUCCAGAGGGAAAACAUAUGUUUGUUUUUCAAGCUGAUCCCCCUGAUGUUACUCGAAUACCCGAAAACGACGCUAUAGGUGUAACAGUUGUGUUAUUAACUUGUUGUUACAAAGGGCAGGAAUUCAUUCGUGUAGGCUAUUUUAUUAAUAAUGAAUACAGCGAUGUUGAGUUACGAGAAAAUCCCCCCAGUCCACCACAGUUUGAUAAGGUUACUAGGAACAUUUUAGCAUCUGAGCCAAGAGUAACACGUUUCAAAAUUAACUGGGAAGAAACAACAAAUCAGGAAAGUAGUACAACAAACAAUGAAAUUAAUGGAACUACAAGUUUAGUUACCAAUGAAAGUACAAGUGCCAAUACUUCUUUAAACAUUCAUUCAUUUAAUGAAAAUUCUAACUCAAUGGCAACUAUGGAGUGUUCUUGAGCAAAAUAUAAUUAACUAAAAUUUCGGCACUUUUCAAAGGAACACUUUGUUGUAAAAUAUGAAACAACUCAGCAGUGCCCCACUCAACUAAUAAAGUAAUUGGUUGAAUAAUAUUAUUUUGUAUAAGGCAUAUUAAUUAAAAAAAUGUGAUAAUUUUUUUCUUUUUUGUUAACAAUUUUCAUAUUUCACUAAUUUAAAUAUUAUAUGAUGCAAUUAGGCAGUGUCCCACUCUACUAUUAAAGCAAUUGGCUAAGUAAUAUUUUGUAUAAGGUAUGGAAAAAUUUUAUAAUUUUUGUCUCUUGUUAACAAUUUUCGUACUUCACUAAUAUCUAAAUAUACUUCCUGUAAAAGAGCCAAUAUUAAUUGCGGACUUGAUCUUUUUGUUAAUUUUUUACGAAUUUAAGUUAACCAUAAAACUGAACUGUUAAAAAUUUAAUAAUAUGUGUAUAGCUAAUA
Agrilus planipennis (emerald ash borer) is the source of this 1336-nucleotide messenger RNA. It is a transcript of the gene asf1, whose product is annotated as histone chaperone asf1. Gene Ontology annotation, cellular component: nucleus. Lineage: Eukaryota; Metazoa; Arthropoda; Insecta; Coleoptera; Buprestidae. Bases 266 to 880 code for a protein of 204 amino acids. The record is from RefSeq and is a predicted model, not a curated record. Gene Ontology annotation, biological process: DNA replication-dependent chromatin assembly. Gene Ontology annotation, molecular function: histone binding. The transcript is spliced from 4 exons.